This is a messenger RNA of Eruca vesicaria subsp. sativa (arugula), 441 nucleotides long. The record is from the annotation of a GenBank genome assembly. Lineage: Eukaryota; Viridiplantae; Streptophyta; Magnoliopsida; Brassicales; Brassicaceae.
AUGCUGCAAUACUGGAUGAAAGAGUAUGUGACGAAGCAAAACAACAGAAUAUUUUUAACCCACAUGUCAUUUCAUCGUCUCUCUCAAAACUCUCUUAACGAUAUUCUCCAUCAUACAGGUAUGUACUACAUUGUAAACGGAUCCUGGAAGUCACCAGCUGAGAAGGCUGGAAUAGGGUGGUCCUUAUUCAGUAGAGAAGGCAUUCCUAGACUGCAUGGAAGCUCUGAAAUUGACCCUACUACCUCACCAUUCAUUGCAGAAGUGAGGGCUAUGUUGUCAGCAGUUCAGCAACUACGUACAUGCACUUGCUUAUACAGAAGUGGUUUUUUUAGGAGAUUGCAUGGAAUUUGGACAGCCCAUCACGACAAUGUAAGGGCACUAGCGUUGGUUGUAUGGUUGCUUAUGUUAUUAUUUGUAUUGGAGUUUAAAGAAUAUGAAUGA